AUGGAGCCCAAGAAAAGAUAUAAAUACUUUCAAUGAAUCUUUUACAAUAGAUUUAUUAUUCUAAAUAAAUCAAGCUUACUACGAAUAGGUAUAUAACCUUCCAGCAAAAGCACGUAGCGGCACUUUUUCUGAUGACUUGUUAUCCAGAAAUUGAGACACACAAAAUGGAGGUUCUCAGAAGGACUCAAAGUAUAGUCUCGUUCACACAUCUGCAUCACAAUGCUUCAGUGACAUGAUAGACGAAGAUCCGACACUUUCUUAUAGUGGUGACAUUGACUCUUCUUCAGACCUUUCUAUCAAUAUUGGCACUCUCCCUUCUUUGUGCCGCACCAAGACAGGAAGCAAAAGAGCACAACAAUACAUUGCAAAGAGUCGACCAGAAGAAAUUGAACAAAUCGUGAAUGUUGUCGCUCCACAUCUAGGUGAUUUAAUGACUGACUUAUAUGGUAACUACAUGUGCCAAACUUUAUUCCAAAGCUGUUCGUCAGUCCAAAGGCUUAUUCUUCUGACUGGAAUGAGAGAUGAUAUUAUCAGAAUUUCAAGAAACCCGAGAGGGACACAUGCGCUUCAAACUGUCAUUACUCUUGCUAGUUUGCCUGAAGAAGAACUUGUAUACCAAAAAGCUUUGCAAGGCCACAUCGUAGAGCUUUCAUUAGAAACAAAUGCGUCUCAUGUAAUUCAAAGAAUACUCUCGACAUUAAAAAAUAAGCAUUUUGUUAUAAGAGAAAUUUUAGGACAUGUCAGAGAACUUGCUCUAGACAAACUUGGCUUGUGUGUAAUAUUAUUAUUAUUUAACGGUUAUCGCCCACUAUAUUGGACCAAUCUCUUUCAUUUAAAAAAUACCUUUCAUACUUCAACUUUCCAUUUUUCCUCAAAUUCCAACUUCGAUUCCUUCAGUCUUUGUAAAAAAUUUAAAAUUCCAUAAUUAUUCAAAAACACCCAUCUUCAAUUCUUCUUUUGUCAAUUUACUGCAAAUUUCACUUCACCUCUUACCUUACAGAUUCAUUGCAAAUAACUUCUACUUAAGUGCAAACUCAAAUCUAAAAUUUUUCGUUUAAUCCUUUUUGCUAUUGCUUGCCCAUUGUCUGCUGCAAUACAAAUUUUUCAUUUUACCUUCAAUAAUACCACGAACUCCAAUAUUUCCAUCAUUUUCAAUAAUUCCAUCAAUAAUAGCGCCAUUUUUACCAUUUCUCCAUCUUUUCGCGGGUGACCUAUACUCUACCACUUCGCUCUUUUUCUUAGGACUUUCAGCUAUGGUAAGCUCCUCUCCACAAUUUCUCAUACUUGCAUGCACCUGAACUAGCUCUGAACUAUCUAGCACCUCCUCAUUUUGGCUGGAUGCCCACCAUGUAAAUUUUGCCCAAAUAUCUUCUUCAAAGUCUGCAGGAACUUCAACAAAUGCAUCUUCUUCAUAAUCUCUAUAGUCUUCAUAGUCUUCAUAGUCUUCAUAGUAGCUCAUGUAGUUUUCAUAGUUUUCAUAGUUUUCAUAGUUAUCAUAGUCUUCAUGGUCUUCAUAAUCUUCAUGGCCUAUGUAAUCCUCGUAAUUUUCAUAAUCAUCAUAACUUUCAUAAUCUUGAAAAGCCUCAGAAUCUUCAUAGCCCUCAUAACCUUCAGAAUCCUCAGAUGGAGCACCUUGGUAAGUUGACUGUACUGCAUGGAUUGGAGAUUGGAAAGAUUGAAAUGGAUUAACUCUAGAUAUGAAGGCUGAGAAGUGCUCUUGAGCUGGAGCGAAAGGAUUAGUUGAAGCUGAUGCAUCCAAUGUGAGAGGUUUUCUUGAUUGAAUAGCCAUAGUAGCGUAUGUUUCUGGCUUGUCUGCAAUUUGCCGCGCAGGACCAAAUGGAUUUAAAUACAUCUUUUUUAAUGGCUUGUGUGUAAUAAAAAAAUGUGUGAAUGAUCCCCAAAUUUUCAAUGAGUUAUUAAGUCAAGCGUUAGUUUUGAUGCAAGAUCCGUAUGGUAAUUAUGCUCUUCAGCAUAUGAUUGAUCAGUGGCAAGAAGAGUGCUCGUUUCAAAUAAUUAGUUGCAUUAAAGGUAAAGUAGUACAACUCUGCAUACAGAAAUACUCGUCCAAUGUGAUGGAAAAGUGUAUAAAAGAGGAAAGAAUGAGGGAAGAAAUAAUAAAUGAGCUUAUUGCAGAAGAUAAGCUCCCUGUUUUACUAAGUUGUCCGUAUGGGUGUUAUGUAUUGAGAACAGCUGCGUUGGAGUCAGAUCAAAAACAAAGAGAGAGACUAAAGAAUGCCAUAGAUAUGGCAAUCCCAACGUUGCAUCAAAAAAAGCUGAAACCAAGAUGGGAUGAAAUUUUAAGUUAUUUAAGAUAAUAUUUAAUAGAAUGAAUGAAAAAUUUGUGUGCUUGUAAAUAAGUAUGCAUCCUCAUUUGCGAUCUGAAAGAGAAAUAAUGAAAUUAAUUUUAAAAUGAAUAA
Messenger RNA from Blepharisma stoltei, 2417 nucleotides. NCBI's taxonomy places the organism in Eukaryota, Ciliophora, Heterotrichea, Heterotrichida, Blepharismidae. The record is from the annotation of a GenBank genome assembly.